Messenger RNA from Suillus plorans, 807 nucleotides. RefSeq names its product ubiquitin activating enzyme-like protein. Lineage: Eukaryota; Fungi; Basidiomycota; Agaricomycetes; Boletales; Suillaceae. The coding region runs from base 1 to 807 and encodes 268 amino acids. The transcript has 6 exons. Gene Ontology annotation, molecular function: ubiquitin-like modifier activating enzyme activity. The record is from RefSeq and is a predicted model, not a curated record.
AUGCCUCUAAUUACGGCCUCCCGAGGAGAGACCGAUCCUGCAGUCUUCAAGAGGGUUGCAGAUUCUGUGAUCAUUCCCAAGUUCUCUCCAAGGAGCGGAUCGUCUUCUGGGCGUAGUAAUUCCUUUCAAAUCCUGACAACGUCUCCCUCGGACUUGGUCAAGAUGCUGCCUCCUCCAUCAUCACUCGCUGGCUACCGUCUCACUCCUGUCGAGUUUGAGAAGGGCAAUUAUGAUACUAACCAUCGCAUCGAUCUCAUCGCCGCUGCGUCAAACCUUCGUGCGAUGAACUACAACAUCACCGUCGCUGGUCGUCAUACCACAAAGCAGAUACUACAGGCAAAAUCAUUCCCGCCAUCGCUACUACUACCGCGCUUGUCGUCGGUUUGGUGUGUCUUGAACUUUACAAGGCAAGAUGUUUGCUAUCCUUACCGGAAGGAUGGAAAGAAUAAGAUAGAUGACUCCAUGAACGGUUUAAUUAUCAACCUUGCUUUGCCUUUCUUCGGGUUUUCAGAGCCCAUCGCUGUCGCAAAGAACAAAUUCCAAAAUACUGAGUGGACCCUUUGGGACCGGUUGGAGUUCAAGCUUAAUGACCCAACACUCAAGGAGUUCAUUGCUUGGUUUAAGACUAACCACAACUUAGAUGUCAGCAUGAGCGCUGAGAGGAUGCCUAUGAAAUUCACUAGGCUGGUAGAGCACGUCAGCAAGAAGCCUAUUCCCCUGCACUGCGCCAAGCACCUUUUGGUUGAAGUCAUGCUCAUGGAUGAGAUGGAGGAUGUUGAGGUACCUUUUAUUCUGAUAAAGAUUUGA